CCGUUCAGCUGCUAAAAACAGCAUCGGUACUAUUGCGCAGUUGUGGUUUUUGACAGUUUGACACUUUGACACUUGACCAGAAGAUUUUACUUUAGAAGUAGAAGAACAGGACAUGAUGACUGAUGGUGAAAAUGUUGCCGUUGAAGGCUGUGGUGCACCUGGUCGUAACCUGACUUACCCGCUCUACAAGCAGUUUCGUAACAUACCUCUGGAACAGAGUGAGGACACAUGUCUACACAACGCUGCCCAUUUGGGAGAUCUGGACACUCUCAGAACCCUCCUACAAGAAGACCGCUUCAGACAGCGGAUUAAUCAGAAGUUGAUCAGGUCAUGUGGUUUGCUGCCUUGCACACCCCUGCGCAUUGCUGCCAUGAUGGGUCGCAGCGACUGUGUGGCCUUUCUGAUCUCUCAGGGAGCAGAAGUGGACCUGUUGGACGUGAAGGAUCAGACGGCUCUGUUCAUGGCUGUGGUUAAUGGACAUCUGGACUGUGUGAAAAUCCUUCUGGAAGCCGGUGCUGAUCCCAACGGCAGCAGGCAUCACCGAAGCACACCCAUAUACCACGCUGCACAAGUCGGUCGAGCGGACAUCAUGCUGGAACUGAUCAGGUUCAAUGCUGAUGUUGACAUAGACCACCGACUGGAGCAGAAGGAUAUAUUCGGCACUCGUACUUUGACAACUCUGGCAGCCUGUCCACUGUACAUCAGCGCUGCGUGCCACCAUCUCCCCUGCUUCCGGAUGCUUCUGAAGGCCGGCGCCAAUCCUGACUACAACUUCAAUGGCCCCGUGAGCAGAGACGUGCUGGUCAAGGGCCGGGCCUCCUGUAUGCUGGAUGCGGUUCUCAGACUGGGAUGUGAUCCAGUAUUUGUUAGCUUGCUGCUGGAUCAUGGUGCUGACCCACAUGUAGUGCACUGGGACGAGCUCGAUCCUGACACAAUGAUUCGGUUAAAGGUCAACGCCGAAGCUCUUCGUGUCUUCCAGGAGGCCAGAAGAAACCCUCAGCGACUGCUGAACCUUUGCCGCGUUACAAUCCGCAAGAUCUUGGGCAAGAAGAAUCUGUCAUGCAUCUCAUCUCUUCCACUGCCGGAAACCAUCAUCAAAUUUAUCUUUCACAAUGACUGAUGUACUCCUACUUCUGCCUGUAUGGAUGGUCGAUUAAAGGUUGUUAGUGACCACUCACUCUGCACCAUGAUUUCAAUGGAAACCAACAGCAUCCGUAAUGGCAAGACCUUAUUGCUCUCCUGGUGAAGUCUGUGGAAACCGAAGACGAGCUAUCGAGGCCUUGGCUUUUUCCCAGACGAAACGUGCUCCCAUUUACCCAACAGUCUGGACGCCAGCCGGAGACAAAGGGCAGAUGUUAUGAUGCAGUGUGUGUUUCUCCGACUGACGGACACUGAGAUGCACUGACUCUCUGUGCAGGCUGGCGAAGAGGAAAUCUUCAUAUGGUAAUCAAGGAGGAAAUUAUUUUUCAUUGCCCCCGAAAGAGCAGUGCUUUGCCAAGCAGUGUUGCUCCACAUUCUGCCGGUGGGAUGCCAAGUCCUUUCCCCUUGACUCCUUCAGGAGCGCUGAAGGCUUCCUUUAACCCUGCUGAGACACCACACCAGAUGGACCACGCCACACGAUGUCCUACGAUGAUGGCCAGAUACUCAGAGUGGGGGUACCAUCUGUAAUGUUUUGGUAGAGUGGUUGGACCCCCGACUGAACCUAGCAGGGGAUGAGUUAGAGCAGAUAGUGAAGGAAAAGUGGCCAGCAAGCGUGUGGAGCAAUACAAAGCAAAUGCGAAUGUGCAAACUUUUGACCUCUGACAUAAAAUCUGACAGCUCGGCUCUCUUGGAUAAAGUGGGAUUAGCAGUGAAGUGGGCCCGCAAAAAAGAGACGCCGCCUCUCGCUUCUCACGCUCCUCUUCAUGGCGUGACGAUCGGUGACAUCUGCAGACUUCUCACCGUGUUACACCUCCUGGCACUCGGGACACUUUUUAUAUUCUAAUUUGUUGUGGGUUACAAACAGGCCUCCUUUUGCUCAUCCAGACGCAUGUUGUUUGUUUUGAAUGAGGCCUUAUGUGGACAAAGCUGUGGCACUUGUUCUCGUGUGCCAGAUUAGAGAAUGGCAAAAGGAUGGCAGUUCAUGUUUUUUGUCCAUGUGCUGAAAGUAAAGCGAAAUGGUUUAGCCUGGCAGUGUGCCCGAUUCAGCAACAUCCAGAUUUGAGAACACUUUUGGACGUUUUGUACCUCGAAAUAAUUAGUUCACUGAUAUUUAUUUUGUUAAUUUAUUCUCUUUUUUAUUUAUUAAAUGUUUUUAAUCAAUAAUUUUGUCCUCAGUUAUUUAUUAAAGUAAUAAAAUAAUGUGUAAAUAUCUUUAUAUAAAUAAAUAAAAAAGAAACGUCUUAA
Messenger RNA from Danio aesculapii, 2385 nucleotides. RefSeq names its product ankyrin repeat and SOCS box containing 1 (gene asb1). The transcript has 11 exons. Lineage: Eukaryota; Metazoa; Chordata; Actinopteri; Cypriniformes; Danionidae. Gene Ontology annotation, cellular component: ubiquitin ligase complex. Gene Ontology annotation, molecular function: protein binding. The record is from RefSeq and is a predicted model, not a curated record. Bases 113 to 1120 code for a protein of 335 amino acids. Gene Ontology annotation, biological process: intracellular signal transduction; protein ubiquitination.